This is a messenger RNA of Apus apus (common swift), 3303 nucleotides long. It is a transcript of the gene INPP5B, whose product is annotated as inositol polyphosphate-5-phosphatase B. Gene Ontology annotation, molecular function: inositol-1,4,5-trisphosphate 5-phosphatase activity; phosphatidylinositol-4,5-bisphosphate 5-phosphatase activity. The record is from RefSeq and is a predicted model, not a curated record. Gene Ontology annotation, cellular component: cytosol; membrane. NCBI's taxonomy places the organism in Eukaryota, Metazoa, Chordata, Aves, Apodiformes, Apodidae. Bases 606 to 3038 code for a protein of 810 amino acids. The transcript is spliced from 21 exons. Gene Ontology annotation, biological process: signal transduction; phosphatidylinositol dephosphorylation.
GGGAUCCGGGGGGCCACCGGGGGUGGCUGGGAGGAGGGAACGGGCUGCCAGGGAAGUGAUGGGGUCACUGUCCCUGGAGGGAUUUAAAAGACGUGUCGAUGUGGUGCUGAGGGACAUGGGUUAGCAGUGGCCUUGGCAGUGCUGGGUUAACGGUGAGAGUUGAUCAUCUUAAAGGUCUUUUCCAACCAGAACUGUUCCAUGAUUCUGUAAUACCUGCAGAAGAGCCAAGAGCUCUGCAGGUCUCCUGCAGGCCUUGGAAACUGCAUGGAAACUCGUAGGGCAGUGGUUUGAAGGUGCAGUGCCUGGGCAUUUUUCCUACUGUACAUUAUGGAUGUUAGUGAGAAAAGCCCAGGCCCUGCAGGAGGUUCUGGUCUGGUGCAUUUUGGCAGUAACAUAAAUCUGUUUUCAUUUGAAUGGUGGGUAAGCAGAUGGGUAGUCACAUUAUCAAUAAAUGACUUUUGGGUCUGCGUGAGGCUUUGCUGCUGGCACGGUUGGGGUCUCUCUGCCUGCAGAGCUGUCCCAAUCCAGGAGUCAUUGGCUCUGCCUUCUCCAUGUUUGCAGGAUCCACGUGUACACUCACCGGCGGAUGGCCAUAACAGCUGAGGAUGUGUGGCUGGAGAAGAUUAUCCCCAUCACAGAAGAGUUUGCAGUGGAAGAAGUCGUACUGGACAGUGACCUUCAGGUCCUUGCAAAACGCGGAAAAGGACCACGGCGCCGACGUGACGGUCCGGAUCAGCUCCGCGGACGAUCGCCUCACGGUGCAGCUGCCCUUCGGCUCCCACACACGAACGUUCCUGCGGGAGCUCCGCGGCGGCCCCGGCCCAGAAUUGGUUGGCUCUGAAGGCAUCAAACAGAACGGAAAGAAGCUGGGUGUUGGUCAGAGGCACGACUGCAGCCAGACGAGUGCUCAUAGGCAAAGCAAACUAAGACCUGAAGUGGCAGCUGCGAUGGUGUGGUCCUCCAGCGUCAUGGCUUCAAACAAGGCUCCCACCUUCUCGGAGCCAAUGUUUGGACUGAGAGAUACUAUUAUUAAAUCUCAGCUUGUACAAAGGGAGGAUUCCUACACAUACAUCCAGAACUUCAGGUUUUUUGUUGGGACAUACAAUGUGAACGGCCAGUCCCCCAGAGAAAGCCUUCAGCCUUGGCUGAGGUGUGAGGCUGAACCUCCGGAUGUUUACUGUGUGGGUUUCCAGGAGCUUGAUCUGAGUAAAGAAGCCUUCUUUUUCAAUGACACACCACGGGAAGAGGAAUGGUUUAAAGCUGUAACCGAGAGUCUUCACCCAGAUGCGAAGUAUGCAAAGGUGAAACUUGUGCGGCUCGUGGGAAUCAUGCUUCUCUUAUAUGUGAAAGCAGACCUUGCUUUGAACAUCUCUGAGGUGGAAGUUGAGACUGUGGGAACUGGAAUCAUGGGGAGGAUGGGCAACAAAGGUGGUGUUGCCAUAAGGUUUAAAUUCCAUAACACCAGUGUGUGCGUUGUGAAUUCUCACCUUGCAGCUCACACAGAGGAAUACGAGCGGAGGAACCAGGACUUCAAGGACAUCUGCUCUCGGAUGCAGUUCUGCCAAUUGGAUCCAAAUUUGCCCCCUCUCACUAUUGGCAAUCACGAUGUGAUCUUGUGGUUGGGUGACCUCAACUAUCGGCUGGAGGACCUCGAGGUGGCAAAAGUGAAGCAGCUGGUAGAUGAAAAAGCCUUUUUAGAGCUUUGUCAAUAUGACCAGCUAAGGAAGCAAAUGAAUACAAAAGCAGUCUUUGAAGGAUUCACAGAGGGAGAGAUUUCUUUCCAGCCAACAUACAAAUAUGAUCCUGGCUGCGAUGACUGGGACACAAGUGAGAAGUGCCGUGUUCCAGCGUGGUGUGAUCGGAUCCUCUGGAAGGGGCAGAACGUUGCUCAGCUGAGCUAUCGCAGCCACAUGGCUUUGAAGAUCAGUGAUCACAAGCCAGUCAGCUCCGUGUUUGAUAUCGGGGUGAAGGUUGUGGAUGAAGAGCUGUAUCGAAAAGCCUUUGAGGAAAUUGUGCGCUCCCUGGACAAGCUGGAGAAUGCCAACAUUCCUUCGGUGACCCUCUCCCAGAGAGAGUUCUAUUUUGAAGACGUAAAAUACAUGCAGCUGCAGGUAAAGAAGUUUACAAUCCGCAAUGGAGAAGUGCCCUGCCAGUUCGAAUUUAUCAGCAAACCAGAUGAGGAAACCUACUGCAAGGAGUGGCUGAUUGCUAAUCCCAGUAAGGGCUUUCUGCUCUCAGGUGCUGAGAUCACAGUUGAAUUGGAGGUGUUUGUUAAUAAAUCAACAGCUACCCAUUUAAACUCAGGAGAGGAAAAGCUUGAAGAUAUCUUGGUCUUGCAUCUUAACAGGGGGAAGGAUUAUUUUCUCUCUGUAAUGGGAAACUACUUGCCAAGUUGCUUUGGGUCUCCCAUUCAUACGCUGUGUCACAUGAGGGACCCAAUCCAGGACAUGUCAGCAGAAUCUAUUCGCAAACUUACCCUGCUGCCUCUAGAGAUGAGCGAUGAUGCUGUUGAAGCUGAAAAGCCCAUGGACAUUCCAAAAGAGCUGUGGACAAUGGUGGAUCAUCUGUACCGCAACGCUUCCCAGCAGGAGGACCUGUUUCAGCAACCAGGCCUCAGAUCUGAAUUUGAACAAAUCCGAGAUUGUUUGGACAAAGGAAUGCAUGAUACCCUUCUUGGCAACAACCACUCAGUAGCAGAAGCCCUGCUGCUCUUCCUGGAGAGCCUGCCGGAGCCUGUCAUCUGCUGCAGGUUCUACAGCAGCUGUCUGGAGAGUGCUGGCGAUUACCUGCUGAGCAGUCAGAUCAUCUUUAACCUGCCAAGGUGCCAUAAAAACGUGUUUGAAUAUCUAAUGGCAUUUCUACGAGAACUACUGAAAAAUUCAGGGAAAAACCAUUUGGAUGUGAAUAUUCUUGCUAGUAUAUUUGGUGGCUUGUUACUUCGACCUCCUCCUGGACAUCCUACACCUGAUAUAACUGAAAAGAGGAAAGCUCAGCAAUUUAUCCAGCAGUUCCUCUUGACAGAAGACAAUUCACCAUGAAUUUCAGAUGCAGCUAAUCUAAUUUUUAGAUAUUAAAUUACUGUAAAUAUUUUUUUUUUGUACAGUGUACUGGGUUUUUUAAAAUACCACAGUAUUUUAUACGAUCUGUUGCUUUUCAAGAUCAGGCAGUUUGACAGCUGUCACUGUUAAAGCUGUAAAAUAUAUCAAAUUUCUAAAUAAGCUGUAUGUAGACAAGCAAAAAUAUAAAAGCUGAUUUUUACACUGUACUUUAUUUAACUUGUAUUAAAACUCUCUGAAUUUUUAA